This is a messenger RNA of Knipowitschia caucasica, 249 nucleotides long. NCBI's taxonomy places the organism in Eukaryota, Metazoa, Chordata, Actinopteri, Gobiiformes, Gobiidae. The record is from the annotation of a GenBank genome assembly.
AUGGCAAAGUCCCCAGCUCCCAGCAUGCACCUCUCUGCUCACCGGUCCGGCUGCUCGGGGCCUGGGGCUGAAGAGUCGAGGCUGCUCAUCUUCUGCCGCAAGCCCCGCCCUGUCCCACAGAUCCUGCGCUCUGAUUGGCUGCCGGAGGAGCCCCUGGUUUGGAAUCGCACACUUCCAAACUCCAGUCGCAGAGAGCGUGUGAGAAUGAGCAGGACCCCUCUGGCUGCAGCCCACCAGAUUCUGGACUGA